CCUCCUGGAACUCCUCCCUGUCGACGACUGAGUGAUACCGAGGGUGGAGUAUAUUUACGAACUCCUGCAGUUGGUUCAAACAAUGCUUGGUUCUCCUCUUCUCCAGCCCUGUACUCGUCAGACCUGGAGGAGUCAUCAUCAAACAGAUCCUUCAAGAGUAAUCUGCGUAGAAGAGGAAAGUUGAAACAAAGAAAAGCUUAUUACAACAAAUCUGAUAUCAAUGUUCGAUCUCGAAGUUUGACCCAACUGGAUGAUAUGGAUGACGGGGGGGACCAGGGGCAACCUACCCCUCUCACUAGGAGAAGAAAACUUUCAUCCGCAGGAAAGGAAAAAGAAGCAGUAUCUGGGUUGUGUGAGAGGCGAGGGUUUGAUAUUGACAGUAUAGAAGUCUACCUGGAUAAUAAUAAAACCCCUUUACCCUUACUCACAUCAGAAACCUCCUGGCUUAGUGGCAGAACUGUCAGAAUAAAAGGAAAAGAUGAUGCUAGAUCCCUGAUGCGAGUACAACAAUGCUGUACAAACCCCGGGAACUGCAACAGGUUGACCUGCAGCAGCAAUAACAGCUGCUCAGUGACCUGCCGGGGCAGUUGUACUGCUCCCAACAGCAGGAAAACAUCAGCGAGUUAUAGAGGAAAGCAAAGGUUCUUUAAUUCCUUAUCGGUCGAGGAGGCUGGAGGAGGAGGAGGAGGAGGAGGAGCAGGAGGGACCUGGGCCGGAGAUGGAACCUUAACCCCCUCGGACGGAUCCUUGAAGGUUCCUAGGACAAAUAAACAAGGAAACAGAUGGAGUGGACUCUGGGGAGGCUCCACCAAGGAUUUAAAGAUGGAGGAUCUUGUGGUUCAACUGGAUAAUUAUUCAAGACUUGGGAUUCCUAAACUUCAUCAUCUUCCAUCCUUUGUAGAUUCAGCAGAGGAUAGAGUUGAAGAAGCUCUAUACAGCCUAGAGGAGGACUGGACGGAUAUAGUAGAUGCGGAGAACCUAUCGGAGAAGGUUCGGAACCAACAGACUGCGCUCUGGGAGCUGAUUAACACGGAGCUGGCGUAUAUUCGUACACUUAAAGUUAUCCAAGAUUUGUUCCUGAACUGUCUGUGUAACCUUCAGAACAACCAGAUAUUAACGGAGAUAAACAGUGUCAAACUUUUCUGCAAUAUUCCAGAGAUUUAUUCAGCAAACAAGAACUUUUGGUUGAAUCAUAUUCUACCCUUACUCCAGGAGUCUAGAGAGUCCCGAGCUCCGUUAGAUCCUACUCUCAUGAAGGAAGGGUUUACUCAGGUUUGUGAACUGUUCAGCCCGUACUACCGAUAUUGUGUUGAACAAGCUGCCUGUCAACAGUACUGUAAACAACAAGAUAGAGAUAAUCAGAUAUUCAAGGCUUAUCUUGCGUGGUGUGAGACCCAGCGCGACUGCAACAGAUUACGCCUAGUUGAUAUACUGGUUCGACCAAUGCAACGUCUCACCAAGUAUUCUCUCCUCCUCAAGGCUGUGCUUAAAAAUACAGAAGAUUUAAACCAAAGAAAAGAUCUACUAGAAAUGGACCGACACGUGGAGACUCUAGUCCGAGAUGUUAACUCCCACAUGAGACAGAGACAAGAGAUGGAACGGCUGAGAACUAUCAUCGCAAAGAUUGACUCCUAUGAACCAAUAGAAACCAAAGAUGAAGAACUUCAGUGCCUCCUCGCUAGCAGCAGCCAUCUUGAUUUAACCGCGUCAAUGCCGGGAUGUUUUCCAAACCAAACCAGACAGCUGAUCAAAGAAGGAGACCUGAAACUCAGAGAAGGGUCGUCUUCCAAGAUAGAUGUUCACAUUUUACUAUUUACUGAUAUGAUUUUAAUUUGUAAAUAUAUCAAUAAGAAGGGAGACAAAGUUAAGGUUAUCAAGCAACCUUAUAUUUUAGACAGGUUGGUGAUAGUUGAUGCUUGUCGUGAGAGCUCUAGUUGCCUGGCUUGUGUUUACUUGAAUGAAUAUAAAACCGCCGUUGCUGCCUUUACACUCUCUCAUACGGAUUCAACCAUCAUUAAGAGUUGGAAAGAUCAGUUGGACAAGGCCCGGGAUUACUUCCAGGAGCUGAAGGUUGCUCCAGCAUCCUCCGUCGAUCAUCUUCUCAUCUACGAGGACGAGGAGGAUGAGUAUAGUGGAAGGAUGAGGAGAAGACCAAGCAGGAGAGGAUCACAUUACUCCAGUCUUGCACACUCUCACUCAGGGUCAAUAGAGUUACAGGAGACGUUAGCUAGACGAGAUCCAAGCCUGGAGCUGAGUGAUGCACGAGCAAACAGUUUUAGCUCCGAGGAUUCUACUCCUACCACUCACAAGCAACGAGCUUCCAGCCUAGAUAUCCGGCUACUGGAUACAGGACAAUUCUCUCAUCCAACCUCGCCAAGGUCGGAGAGAAAACUGUCUCCAAACAACCUUUCUCCGCACACACUGAGUGUAGAGAUACCCCUUGGAGUUCAGCUUGUUGAGGAUGAUUGUCGGAGCAGACCCAGGAGUCCUGUUCGAUCUAGUUCUCCUCUAAGCCCUCUCCGUGGGAUUAGUUAUCCUCCUUUAUCUCCGAAACUUCUAAAGAGAGGAGCAGCAGUACAAUCCUGUACUCCACGGACCCCACCUCUCCUGAAAUCCCGUCACCUGAAUGCAUCAGUUGAAAGCCCGAAUAUAACUGUGAUAUCUGACUCCUCACCUUCUCCUCAACCCUUACUCCAGGAUACAACGAUCUCUGAUGGUUGGGAUUCCUCCUCUACUAGAAGAUUAAGCUGGAGUAAACAGGAUUCAAAGAAAUCUAGUGAUGAGACAAGAGGAAACCUGAACAUUGAGAUUUCUGAAGAUGGAAUCAGUUCUAACUCAAGCCUUAGUCUUGUUAUUCCUCUAGAUAAAGAGGCUGGCUCGGAUAGAGACAAUACAAAUCUAGGUUUAGUAAAGGUCGGAGGAAGGUCUGCUCCACCGUCUCCGCUCCUGCCUAGAACCGUAAACAGCUCCGUGUCGAUCGGAAGACAGUGCGCUACUCCUCCGAUCCCUCCGAGACAGAACCCUCAUGUUUCAACCACAUACAUCAGUCAAGAUAGACAUACGUUCCAUGUCACAGCUCCGGAGUCGGAUACGGUUCAGAAACACAUUCUCAGCUCCGAUUCUAAGAUAAAUCAGAAGAAGAAAACUGAUUUAAUUAAUCCUGAGAUAAAGAUCAACCUGGCAGAUUGUCUUGAAACUGUAAAUAUAACAAUAUCAAAUGAAAUGACGCAACCUCCUGAGUUCUUCAACUCUAUCAACACAUAUCAAUCUGCAAACAUCUGAUACUGACUCUGCUUCCCAUAUUUCUUCUCUCUCCAGGUUCAAGAUCCAGGAUAAUUCUCCAGCAGUUCUACUCCAGGUCCCAGAACUAGGAUAUUUCUCCAGCAGUUCUACUCCAGGUCCCAGAUCUAGGAUAUUGCUCCAGCAGUUCUACUUCAGUUUUCAGAUCCAGGAUAGUUCUUCAGCAGUUCUACUCCAGGUUCCAGAUCCAGGAUAGUUUUCCAGCAGCUCUACCCUAGGUUCCAGAUCUAGGAUAGUUCUCCAGAAGUUCUACACCAGGUUCUAGAUCCAGGGUUAGUUCUCCAGCAGUUCUAUUCCAGGUUCCAGAUCCAGGAUAGUUCUCCAGCAGUUCUACUACGGGUUCCAGAUCCAGGAUAGUUCUCCAGCAGUUCUACUACGGGUUCCAGAUCCAGGAUAGUUCUCCAGCAGUUCUACUACGGGUUCCAGAUCCAGGAUAGUUCUCCAGCAGUUCUACUCCAGGUUCUAGAUCCAGGAUUGGUUCUCCAGCAGUUCUACUACGGGUUCCAGAUCCAGAAUAUUUGUAUUUUGUUUCAUCAAUUGCAAAGUUAGCAUCUCUAUACACAGAGCUGGAAAUUUAAGAGGUUAUCACUGAUCAAUUAAACAAGCUAGGGGGUUCAAACAUUUUUGUCAAUUUUAUUAAAUAAUCUUAAAAUAUUUGAAAGCAUGUAAAUUAUCUGAAAAAAAGCAAUAUUUCUCAUAUUGUUUCUAAAAAAGUAAAGAUUGGUGUCGAUUCUUCCUUGAAACCAGGUUUCAAUUAAUCCAUUUCAUGAACACAUGCAUUUCUUAAACUUCUGGCUCUGGAUACACUAAACAGUACACAGGGUAUAAAUGGCAAACAUUCUUUAUUAAACAUUCCGUACAUUCAAAAUCCCAAUUUCAGUUUAUCGCCGGGAUAGUAGGUAUUUAUCCACUAGAUUCAAUAGAUUUUGGGUCUCAGAUCAACUUAUACUAAAUUAUUGAAUUUAGUUCUAAUGAUAUCAGAGGAUUUGGUAAACAUUUUAUUUAAAGGAUUUUAUAUUUACUAUAUUUAACGGAUUUAGAAAUUAAUUUGCUUAAAGGAUUUGAUAAUCCCUUUAUUUAUAGGACCUCUAAAAAUAGAGGAUUUGAUGAUUUCUAUAUAAAGGAUCCCUAUCAGUAAAGGAUUUGAUAAUCUCUCUCCAUAUAGAGGAUCAGAUUAUCUCUCUAUAUAGAAACGAUCCAAUAAUAUAGUGGAUUAGUUGAUUCUUAAAAGUACAGUGUAGUUUAGUUGGUUAAUAUCAACUUGAGCUCAGUUGAUCUGAUAUCAUCUUAAAAUGUUGUUUGUCUAUUAAAGAUGUUAAAGCAUAUCAAUAUUUGGAAAUCUGAAAACAAUCUCGUGAUUAUUUUUUACGUGUUUCAUUUUCAUUUUGAUGGGUUAAAGAUGACAAUUUAAGCAAAGGUUUAAAAUUGAAUAAUUUCCACAGUUUAAGUUUCAUUUGUUGCAAAAUGUAAGAAAUCACACCUUUUUGUUUUAGAAAAUUCUUUCAAGCAUUUGCAUCAGUUUAAUUCAAACCCUUUUUAAAUUUUUGAUGAAUAUGUGAAUCUAAACCUUAAUCUGAAUUAUAUAAUUUGGGGAAGAUGCGCUUAAUAAUGUAUCUUGAUGGUAUGGCGCCUUCAUUCAAAUUUUAUGUUAUGUGUUAAAAAACGUGAAAACUUUAAAUUGUUCCUCUUAUCAGAUGUUUUCCCUACUCCACCUCCCCAAGUUAGAUAUAUCGGGAACUUAGUUUACAAAAAGUGCAUUUUACAGGAGGUUUAUAUAAACAUACUAUCUAGAAGCAGCACUACUGUGGUUUAUACAUUUCUCCCUGUAACUGCAGUAAACUCUUUUAGAAUAAAAAUAUUUCAGUUCCUGGGUUAUCUUCCUUGUCCCUGCCUUACUCAGGUUCAACCAUAGUUUCUAAGUUGCCAGAUAGGAGAAGUUUCCUGUUUCAUCUUGAAACAAAAGAGAAACUUUCUCUUAUAUAAUGUCAAAUAAAAUUAUAAAAUUAUACAAAAUAUGCGGGUUCCUUCUAGCUACAAAACUUAGCGACAGACUGUUAAUUGUUUAUAAAUGGAAAAUGGAAAAAUAAGAGAAAACUAUUUACAAAGUAAUCGUCUUUAGAUCUGUUGCUGCGCGUAUACAAACCUAAAACUUAAUUGUGUAAUUUUCCAAACUUAAGGAUCUUAAAACAUUCUAAGCACAGAAAAAACCAUUUUGUUAACGAAAAAAUGUUAUCUAGUUAAUUAAAUUAUUUUUAUUUCUGUCUAUUGUAAAAAUUUCAAUGCUCAGAGAAAUCGAUUCCAAGGCAAACAAUCCAUGGUUAAUGUAGUUCUGAGCGCACAGUAACGAAAGUUGAGCAAAAAUUUACACUUUUUUGAAGAACAUUGUGCUACUAUUCUUCUAACUCUACUGCGCAGGAUUGUUAUUAUUUUUACUAUCUGUAGUAAUUAUUAUGUAAUUUUGAUCUAGUCAAUAUGAAUAAUGAUUACAACUAUUAAAUGUUUUUAAAGAAAUCAAUCAUCAUCGAAGAAAGAUAUCUCUUAGACAACUCAGUGUUAGCCUUGCAGUUUGAUUAGUAAUAUGUACACUAUAUAUCUUUAUAUUAUGUAUCUUAAAUCAUUAAUGUGAUAGUCAGGAAGGAAUGAUAGAACUGUAAAUAUUCCUUUUCUUUGUAACUUGAACCCCUAGCGGUAUUUAAAUAAACUAAUCUAGUCGUU
Messenger RNA from Eurytemora carolleeae, 6015 nucleotides. Its product is annotated as pleckstrin homology domain-containing family G member 5. Gene Ontology annotation, cellular component: axon; plasma membrane; endocytic vesicle. Gene Ontology annotation, biological process: endothelial cell migration; Rho protein signal transduction. Gene Ontology annotation, molecular function: guanyl-nucleotide exchange factor activity. The record is from RefSeq and is a predicted model, not a curated record. NCBI's taxonomy places the organism in Eukaryota, Metazoa, Arthropoda, Copepoda, Calanoida, Temoridae.